AUGUGUUAUCAGUCUCGAUUCAUCUGUGCCACUUUUAGCAACCACAUUACCAAAAUGCGCUGCCGGUCCGACGGCAAUCGCCGAUCACCGGCGCCACCACCGCUCCUCACAUUAACCCUCCUCUUUCUCUUCCUUCGUUUGUCCACCGCUUGGCGCCCAUGGCCUCAUCAGAAAAACAACGUCACGGAGCUCCAAUUCGGAGGAAAUAAAAAGUACGAAGGCUCGUCGGAGUUCGUUAAACUGAGAUACCAUAUGGGACCAGUUCUUACCGCUAAUAUCACCGUACACAUUAUCUGGUACGGAACUUGGCCUAGCGCCCAAAAACGUAUCAUCCGCGAGUUCAUCAACUCCAUUUCUGCCGCCGACCACCAGCCCCCGUCGGUUUCUGAUUGGUGGAAAACCGUCCAACUCUACACCGACCAAACCGGUUCCAAUAUCUCUCGGUCGGUCCGGCUUGGUGAAGAGAAAAACGACCGGUUACUAUCUCACGGCAAAACCCUCACCCGUCUAUCAAUCCAGUCUGUGAUAAAAUCCGCCGUGACGGCCAAAACAAAACCAUUGCCAAUCCAUCCCAAGGGUGGGCUAUACCUGUUACUCACCGCCGACGACGUAUACGUUCAGGAUUUCUGCCAGAACGUUUGUGGGUUUCACUAUUUUACAUUCCCGUCGAUUGUAGGGUACACGUUGCCGUACGCUUGGGUCGGAAAUUCUGCAAAAUUGUGCCCAGGUGUGUGCGCGUACCCUUUCGCCGUACCGAACUAUAUCCCCGGUCUGAAACCGUUAAAAUCACCGAACGGCGAGGUGGGGAUCGAUGGGAUGAUUAGUGUGAUAGCUCAUGAGAUAGCGGAGCUAGCGUCGAAUCCACUGGCAAACGCUUGGUACGCCGGUCAAGACCCUUCGUUCCCGGUGGAGAUUGCCGAUCUAUGCGAGGGAAUUUACGGGACCGGUGGUGGUGGGUCCUACACAGGACAGAUGUUGAACGAUCGAGAUGGUGCCACGUAUAAUAUGCAUGGGAUCCGACGGAAGUACUUGGUGCAGUGGAUAUGGAACAAUGUGGUAAAUUACUGUACUGGCCCCAAUGCGCUUGAUUGAACGGAGGGAGUAUAUUUCGGUUUGUGUAUGGUGUUUUGUGGGGCUGUUUAGACUUUUUGCUCAUUUGAGUCUUUUUUAUUUACGUGUUUGUUAAUUAUUUUCAUUAAUGUAUAAUUAAUGAAGUUAAUUAGUUUUAUGCUUUGUUAA
Molecule: messenger RNA, 1239 nt
Organism: Cynara cardunculus var. scolymus (artichoke)
Lineage: Eukaryota; Viridiplantae; Streptophyta; Magnoliopsida; Asterales; Asteraceae
Product: protein EXORDIUM-like 3
Exons: 2
Coding region: 1-1092 (363 amino acids)
Source: RefSeq, a predicted model, not a curated record